Camellia sinensis is the source of this 2072-nucleotide messenger RNA. Its product is annotated as magnesium transporter MRS2-1. Gene Ontology annotation, biological process: magnesium ion transport. Lineage: Eukaryota; Viridiplantae; Streptophyta; Magnoliopsida; Ericales; Theaceae. The record is from RefSeq and is a predicted model, not a curated record. Gene Ontology annotation, molecular function: magnesium ion transmembrane transporter activity.
AUUUUCCACAAAACGAAGGGCUAGAAAUUUCUGGGUCACACACAUUUUCAGGUUUAAGCGCACAAACAAACUACUUUUCAAAGCUGUUUAAUGGUAAUUUCGUUAUUAUUAAGAUUCAAAUCUAAAAGAAUCGAUGAUUGCUUGCUUCUUCAAUUCACUCCCAUAAUUUUAAGAACACACUACAUUUACUUAUAUAUAGUAUAUAUAUAAAUAUAUACAUACAUACAUGUAUGCAUAUUUUGGUUCGAGAAUCUUCAUUUUGCUUGCAGCAGCUUCAUGAAUUAUCCAACGCUCUAAGCAAAAACCCUAACUUUCUCAUUGGAGCAUCAAGGUUUUUUUAAUGGCAGACCUCAAAGAACGCCUGCUCCCACCGAAACCUGCAUCAGCUGUAAAUCUUAGAGACCAAUCUUAUCGGCCUUCUGCCUCUGGGCGUCAACCUUUUCAAGGUGUGGAUGUUCUAGGCUUGAAAAAGCGUGGCCAAAGCCUUCGAUCAUGGAUUCGUGUUGAUACGUCUGGGAACUCCCAAGUCAUUGAGGUUGACAAGUUCACUAUAAUGCGUCGUUGUGAUCUUCCUGCCCGUGAUCUACGCUUGCUUGAUCCAUUAUUUGUUUACCCCUCAACAAUCCUUGGCAGAGAGAAGGCCAUUGUUGUAAAUCUGGAGCAGAUUCGGUGUAUUAUCACAGCUGAUGAGGUUCUGCUUUUGAAUUCCCUUGAUAGCUAUGUAUUGCACUAUGUAGUUGAGCUACAACGGCGAUUGACAACUGCAGGGGUAGGUGAGGUUUGGCAGUCAGAAGGUAAUGACUCAAGCAGAAGAAGAGGAAAGAGGAAUUUUGAUGAUAUGUUUGGUAACAUGUCGCCUGAUUACUUGCCGUUUGAGUUUAGAGCUCUUGAAAUAGCUCUGGAGGCUGCUUGUACAUUUCUUGAUUCUCAGGCAGCUGAAUUAGAAAUUGAAGCAUAUCCAUUGUUAGAUGAACUUACAUCAAAGAUCAGUACCCUAAACUUGGAACGUGUGCGUCGACUAAAAAGCAGACUUGUUGCCUUAACUAGACGAGUUCAGAAGGUUAGAGAUGAGAUAGAGCAGCUAAUGGAUGAUGAUGGAGAUAUGGCUGAAAUGUAUCUCACUGAAAAGAAAAAGAGGAUGGAGUCAUCGUUCUAUGGUGAUCAAUCUUUGAUGGGAUACAGAUCAACUGAUGGUGUGCUGUCUGUUUCUGCACCAAUUUCUCCCGUUUCCUCACCCCCCGAGGGUAGGAAGCUCGAGAAAAACUUGAGCAUUGCCAGGAGCCGACAUGAGAGCAUGAGGAGUUCAGAAAGUGCUACAGAGAACAUUGAAGAACUGGAGAUGUUGUUGGAGGCAUAUUUUGUUGUCAUUGAUAGCACCCUUAAUAAGCUGACAUCGCUGAAGGAGUACAUUGAUGACACAGAAGAUUUCAUCAAUAUUCAGCUGGAUAAUGUCCGAAACCAGCUUAUCCAAUUCGAGCUGUUGCUUACAACUGCAACAUUUGUGGUUGCCAUAUGUGGCGUCGUGGCGGGUGUAUUUGGUAUGAAUUUUCCAAUAGCAUUGUUUGAUGACGAAGGUGCAUUCAAGUGGGUCCUAAUAAUCACAGGAGUAAUCGCUUUUGUCAUAUUUUGUUCAUUUUUGUGUUUUUUCAAGUAUAAAAGAUUGAUGCCUUUGUAGAUGGUGAAGGAAAUUGCAACCUCUUGAAGCCAAAAAACACGGUGAGUGCUAUAUUGUCAUCAUUUACUUUCGUGGUAGACAAAAGAAAGGAAGAAGGAGGAGGAAAUGAAAAGGUGGGCUCGCUGUAAACCUUAAGAGCAAUUCUUUCUAUGUAGUUGAAGAGUACAUAGUUUGGUUGUAUAAAUUCUCCCCUGUUGAGUUCCUCUGUAUUAUCUAAACUGCAGCAAGCUUUUUUUAUCAUCCUGGAAAAUGCCUGGAUGUAUUUCUGGAGGGGAACUGGGUAGCACAGUACAAUUUAAUUUUUGUUUCUCUUGGGGGAAGACAUUUUCUUGCGGGAAAUAUUUUUGUAAUUUUUUUUUUAUUUAUAUUUACUGUUUGUACUUGUGGUGGCAGCGGA